AAACUUCUGUAAUAUUACUGCCUUCAUUUUAACAUUAGACGUUAAACUUGGAGCCGAAUGAUAGGCUAUAUGACAAGCAAAGUCUUACGGGAUCGUUGUUUUUGACAUGUAAAUAUUAGGCUAUGUCUACAGAAAAAAGUAACAUAGCGACCGAAGCAUAUUAGGGCUCCUACGUUAUAAGUUUGUCAUUACGAUUUUAAUACAAGAACAGUUUGAGGCGGCGCUUCCCGGUAAGGGAGGGUCAUCUUCGAAUUGGGCGUGUGGCAGUCAAUUUUUUUCUGCAUUUCGGGCUGUAGUCCAACAGCUGCAGUUCCCUUCUGUGUGCUGCGUCGUAGACAGAAAGCCGCAAUUGUUUUCAGCGUUUUUAGUUAUUGUUUUUUUUCAGACGAAUGAACUAGUGUAUUUAACUUAACACUGCAGCAGUAAAAGCAAAAGGACAACAGACGACUUAUCUGGAAAUUAAGGUGGUGUCUCCUCACCCAGGCGGCAGCAUGUCCCUCCCCACUGACGCUGAGCCCAAGGAGCUCAGCCCUGUGGACUUCAUCCAGCUGCAGCAGUACAUCGACUACUGCAGGCUGAAGGUGAAGGACGUGAUGAAGGAGUUUGAUGCCAACGGCCAGCUGGUCCAGCACCGGCACGGAGAGUCCAUCAAGGAGGAGGGCUUCCGGCUCUUUCUGAAGGCAUACCUGGAGGUGGAGGAUUUCCCAGCGGACCUCUGCCAGCGCCUGUUCCGCUCCUUCCAGACAUCCGAGCCCGCGGGGCCAGAUGGAACGGAGCCCCCCACUGAAAGGGAGGUCUUCCUCAAGGAUGUUUCCUGUUACUUCUCCCUGCUCGAGGAGGGACAGCCACGCGAGAAGCUUGAGUUCACUUUCAAACUGUACGACAAAGAUGGCAAUGGACUCCUUGACAGUUCGGAAGUGGAUCGGAUUAUAGCCCAGAUGAUGCAUGCUGCAGAUUACCUGGGCUGGGAUGUCACCGAGCUCAGGCCGGUGCUGAAGGACAUGAUGACAGCCAUUGAUUCUGACGGCAGCGGCACGGUGUCCUUGGAGGAGUGGGUGGAGGGCGGGAUGAACAAUGUGCCCCUGCUGGUGCUGCUGGGGCUGAAGAUGACCCAAAAGGACGGGCAGCACCUUUGGAGGAUGAAGCACUUCAACAAGCCGGUGUACUGCAACGUGUGCCAGAGCAUGCUGCUGGGGCUGCGCAAGCAAGGGCUGUGCUGCACGUGCUGUAAAUAUACAGUCCAUGGGCGCUGUGCCAACAAGAACCCAUCCCCCUGCACCCGUACCUAUGUCAAAUCCAAAAAAGAUACUGGGAUAUCAGCCCAUGACUGGGUUGCAGGGAGCUGUGACUCUGGGAAGUGUGACAGGUGCCAGAAGAAGAUUAAGAGCUACCACGGGCUGACGGGGAAGCGCUGUGUUUGGUGCCACAGCAUGAGGCAUGAUGAGUGUGUGUCUCAGGAGCCCUCCGACUGUACCUGUGGGCCCCUGAGGGACCACAUCCUGCCCCCAUGGGCCAUCUACCCUGUCAUCAAGGAGAGGCCCAACAGCCUGAAGAACGGCUGCUCCAGCGCAGCGGAGGACAGUGAGCUGCAGAACACCACGCCCGACGGCCAGGUGCUGCAGAUUAGCCCCGUUCCAAACACGCACCCCCUCCUGGUGUUCGUGAACCCCAAAAGCGGAGGCAAGCAAGGCGAGAGGGUCCUGCGUAAAUUCCAGUACCUCCUAAACCCACGGCAAGUGUACAACCUCUCCAACGGAGGGCCAGGACCAGGGCUCCAUUUCUUCAGGAGUCUGGAGGACUACAGGAUCUUGGUGUGUGGGGGGGAUGGGACCGUGGGCUGGAUUCUCGAUGCUAUAGACAAGACCCAGCUGGUGGUGCGCCCCCCGGUGGCCGUGCUGCCCCUGGGCACAGGAAACGACCUGGCGCGCUGCCUGCGAUGGGGCGGAGGGUAUGAUGGGGUGGAUCUGGGGCGGAUCCUGAAGGAGAUUGAAGGCAGCUCCCAGGUGCUCAUGGACCGCUGGAGCAUCCAGGUGAUUCCUGACGAUGUCGCGGAGAGAGGUGACCCCGUUCCUUACGAGAUCAUCAACAACUACUUCUCCAUCGGAGUGGACGCCUCCAUCGCUCACCGCUUUCACACCAUGCGGGAGAAGCACCCCCAGAAGUUCAACAGCAGAAUGAAGAAUAAGUUAUGGUACUUUGAGUUUGCCACCUCCGAGACCAUUUCUGCCUCCUGCAAGAAGCUGAAAGAAUGUCUCACUAUAGAGUGCUGCGGGACCCGCCUUGACCUGAGCAACCUCUCCCUGGAAGGCGUGGCUGUCCUCAACAUUCCCAGCAUGCAUGGUGGCUCCAACCUGUGGGGCGAGGUCAAGAGGAUCGACAGCAAGGGCCAGGCCAAUCAGGACCUCCCAGCUGUCAUCGUGGACCCAGACAUCCUGAAAACAAGCCAGCAAGACUUGAGUGACAAGCGGCUGGAGGUGGUGGGACUAGAGGGCGCCAUGGAGAUGGGACAGAUCUACACUGGGUUAAAGAGCGCCGGGAGCAGGCUGGCCAAAACCUCACAGAUCACCAUCAGGACGAAUAAGCCCUUACCCAUGCAGAUCGAUGGGGAGCCCUGGAUGCAGCCGCCCUGCACGAUCCACAUAACGCAUAAGAACCAGGCCAGUAUGCUGAUGGCCCCGCCUGCCAGAUCAUCAAGCUUCUUCAACCUCAAGUAGACCCCCUACUCCACGCCCAUCUCUACCAAUCCCAUCCCCACCCCUGCCCCUUCCACAGCUGACAGAGUCGCUUUGCCUGUGUGCUCUUGUUCUGCAUCAAAACGAAUCUGAAGCUCUUGUGUGUAAAAACUGCCUGUGUAUAUUUCAACAAAAAUGUACAAUAAUGGGUUUCGUUAUGACACUGCCUGCACAAAACUACCAACCCAGUUUAGAGCACUCCUCUUAAAAAAAACAUUACUGAAAACAGGACAGAAUUGUCAAAGCUCAUGAGCUGUGCCACUUGGGGAAUAUUGGUUAUGAAUCUCACUCGGCACUUGGACAGGUACUGUAGUGUGGUUUGAGUGUGAUUUUUAGGUCUAGCACUCUCCUGUAUUUUCCUUCUGCUUUUAGGAAAAGCAUCAUUAACCAGUAUUGUGCUGACAUGCCCAUAGUGUACACUGUUCAUUACUCAAGAGGGUUUGUGCUCACUGGAACUGGAAAAAUGGAUCUAUCCCAUCCUGUGUUUUUAUGCCCCAUUCCAUAUUUUAAACUUUUGUCAUUUUAUGAUCUGUAAAUUCCUCACAGUAAAUAUAACUUACAUAGGACACGCAUAUUUGACUUGGCCUGCUGUAGAAUCCAGACUGCUUAUUUAUUGCCUGUUUGCUAACCUGUACAUUUUAAGAAUUCCCUUACAAAUCCUGAGAAAUAUAAUUGUAUCUCCCUAAAUGUUCUGUUAAUUUAAAUAAAGUAUGGUGGAAUAUUUUAUGGAAA
Conger conger (European conger) is the source of this 3464-nucleotide messenger RNA. RefSeq names its product diacylglycerol kinase, alpha a (gene dgkaa). Bases 492 to 2714 code for a protein of 740 amino acids. The transcript is spliced from 24 exons. Gene Ontology annotation, cellular component: plasma membrane. NCBI's taxonomy places the organism in Eukaryota, Metazoa, Chordata, Actinopteri, Anguilliformes, Congridae. The record is from RefSeq and is a predicted model, not a curated record. Gene Ontology annotation, molecular function: ATP-dependent diacylglycerol kinase activity; calcium ion binding. Gene Ontology annotation, biological process: intracellular signal transduction; diacylglycerol metabolic process; lipid phosphorylation.